AGAUGUUUUCAGCCAACCAUGUGGAACAAUCAAUCGUCGCAUUUAGCUAACAUAAAAAAACCAAAAGACCGCAUCUUUUUUUAUUAACGGAGGGUCUUUUGAGCAAAUUCGGUCUUAUUAUAUUAGGUCGAUAUGGUAGCUUUUUCGAAACCAGUUAGUGAAUUACCUCCGGCCAUACAAGCAGUUUUGAACCCGACCUCCAAUAUAGGUAACUCACGGCAGACACUAAAUAAGUCUAAAGCAAUAGUUUCGAUUGCUUUCAUAUCAAUCGCUGCAUACAUUACGAAUUAUAUUUAUAAGAAACAAGCGGAGAGAGCUCAAACAAGACCUUCUUUGACACGAGCUGCUAGUAGCAGGGCUGAUUUAUAUGAUGGCCCCGUUCCUGGAAAUAAAAAAUAUACCCUAACUGUCCCUUAUAAAAAUCGUACCGCAAAAGUUACUGUUCGUCCGACUCCACCAGAAACUUUUAAGAAACAUAAAAAACUUUUUCCUCCCCCUACUACUGGUAUUCAGAGGGUUGGUGUAAACAAGUUAUUUUUUAGACAACUAGCUGCUAUUAUUAAAAUAAUACUUCCAAAAGUUCGGUCAAAAGAGGUUUUUAUCUUGUUAUUACAUUCCGUGUUUUUAGUUUUAAGAACAUGGUUAAGUAUAGUAGUAGCAAGAUUGGAUGGACGAAUUGUUAGAGACUUGGUUGCAGCAAAUGGUAAAGAAUUCCUUAAAGGAAUAGCAUAUUGGUUUCUCAUUGCUAUCCCCGCAACUUACACCAACAGUAUGAUUCGAUUUUUCCAGUCAAAAUUAUCUAUCGCUUUUCGAACGCGAUUGACAAGAUAUGUACAUGAUCUUUACAUAAAUGAUCAAAAUACUUGUUAUAAAGCUAUCAACCUUGAUAAUAGGAUCGAAGGUGUUGACCAGUUUAUCACAACUGAUAUUGCUCGCUUUUGUGAUGGGCUUGCUUCAUUGUAUUCAAAUCUGGGCAAACCAGUAUUGGAUACGAUAAUUUUUAAUUAUCAAUUAGCAAAAAGUAUUGGUUUGUAUGGAAUGCUGGGAUUAUUUGGAAAUUAUUUAUUAACAGCAUGGAUUUUAAGAAAGGUUACACCAUCUUUUGGAAAGUUAGCAGCUAUUGAAGCAAAAUUGGAAGGAGAUUUUCGUUCGGCACAUACUCGUUUAAUUACAAAUGCCGAAGAAAUUGCUUUUUACCAUGGAGCCGACUUAGAACAUUCUAUUUUGGAACGUACAUAUCUUAGAUUAGUUAAGCAUAUAAAUUCCAUCUUAAAAAAACGUAUUGCAUAUAAUAUGUUUGAAGAUUUUGUUAUUAAGUAUUGUUGGAGUGCUAUUGGACUUUUAGGAUGUUCCGUGCCAGUAUUCUUCCCAGCUUAUGGUGGACAAGGUGGAAAAAAUGAAAUGCAAAGUGGUACUGAAAAUCAUGGAAAAGAAAGAGAUCGUACAAAGGGUUUUAUUACGAAUAAGAGACUUAUGAUGACACUUGCAGAUGCUGGUGGUCGUAUGAUGUAUUCAUAUAAAGAACUUGCAGAACUCGCAGGUUAUACUUCCCGAGUUUAUAACUUGCUUUCAGUCCUUCAUGCUUUAUACGCAAGCGAGUAUGUUGCUACCCCUCGCCCACUAUCUUUCCCAGAAGAUCAAGAAUUCUAUUCACUUGGCGAUAUUCGUGGAAAGGUUAUAUAUGGUUACGAUGGUAUAAAAUUCGAGGGAGUUCCCAUUGUCGCACCAAAUCCGGGAAAUAAGAGAGGUGGUGAUGAAUUAAUAAAAGGAUUGGAUGUAGUAAUAAAUCCAGGUGAACAUUUAUUGAUUACUGGACCUAAUGGAGUCGGAAAAUCAAGUGUUGCAAGAGUCAUUGCUAGAUUAUGGCCCGUUUUUCGUGGUGUAUUUUCACGUCCAGAUGUAAGUUCUAUAUUCUAUAUUCCUCAACGGCCGUAUCUUAGUAUAGGUACUCUUCGUGAUCAAGUAAUUUAUCCACAUUCUCACGCUGAUAUGAUCCGUAAUAAUCGAACAGAUGAAGAGUUAAUGGAUAUAUUACGCAUUGUCCAUUUGGAUAAUAUUCCAAAACGUGAAGGCGGAUGGGAAACAAAAAAAGAAUGGAAAGACGUUUUCUCUGGCGGCGAAAAGCAGAGAAUUGGCAUGGCCAGACUUUUUUAUCAUAAUCCUAAAUUUGCAAUUCUUGAUGAAUGUACAAGUGCUGUCAGCUCCGAUGUUGAAGGACUAAUGUAUCAACAUGCAAAAGAUAUUAAUAUCACUCUUAUUACUAUAUCUCAUCGACCGUCUUUAUUCAAAUAUCAUACGCAUCUUUUACUUCUUAGUGGAGAUGAAGGGUCAUGGAAAUUUGAAACAAUUGGUACAAAAGAAGAACGUAUGUCCUUAGAUAAUGAAGUUGCGGCUCUGGAAGCUAAACUAAAAGAUGUAGAAUCUAAUAAAGCUAGAAUCGAAGAAAUCAAUAAGGAAUUACAAUUGGGAAUACCGGAAGAUAAAAAGCAAAACAUUGUGGAUUAAGCUGGUAUUUAAGAGUCCUCUUUUAUGUGUGACAUACGAAUUUAAUAUGUGGUUUUUUGUAUCUAUAUUUUGGUUUUUUAGAUCUUACCUAUUAAGUAUUCUUUUUCAUAUUUAAAACAAGUAAAAUAAUAAAAAUAGAUACAAAGUUUUACUACUAAUUAAUAAUAGUGUUAAAGUUUAGCUUUUAUAAAGAAUGCAAUAAAUUUGUAUCACUCUUUUCUGAAGAAAAUGUACAUAAAUUACAGUUUAGAAGCAAGAACUGAUAAAAUAACAAAUAAUGUGGCAUAAAUUAAAUUUUUGUACUAGUACAAUCAGCUACAAUCUUGCAUAACUAGGUGUUGAAUACAAUUUUUGAAAUAAAUACAUUCUAUUUUAUUGUUA
Rhizophagus irregularis DAOM 181602=DAOM 197198 is the source of this 2886-nucleotide messenger RNA. RefSeq lists its product as uncharacterized. Gene Ontology annotation, biological process: very long-chain fatty acid catabolic process; peroxisome organization; long-chain fatty acid import into peroxisome. The record is from RefSeq and is a predicted model, not a curated record. Gene Ontology annotation, cellular component: peroxisomal membrane. NCBI's taxonomy places the organism in Eukaryota, Fungi, Glomeromycota, Glomeromycetes, Glomerales, Glomeraceae. Gene Ontology annotation, molecular function: ATP binding; long-chain fatty acid transmembrane transporter activity; ATP hydrolysis activity.